GUCAAGGAGGCUACAAGGCCCAAUUUGGCCCUCCUACUGGAGAUGGCCUUAGGUCACUGAUUAGGUCAGGUCCCCAGCUCUCUCUUUACAUAAAUAGAUGUUAGAACACUUGGUUCUAACGGAGAUCGAAAACUUAAAAUGGAAGCAGUUACAGAAUUGGAUGAAGCAACUCUAAGAGGCCAAGCAGAUGUAUGGAAGUACAUGCUCGGCUUUGCAGAUUCCAUGGCUUUGAAAUCUGUUGUGGAGCUCCGCAUACCAGAUAUCAUACACUCUCAUGGUCAUGCAUUGACUUUGUCUGAAAUAGCCUCAUCCAUCGAUUUUGCAUCACCCUCUCCAGACAUCACAUGCCUCUCUCGGAUCAUGCGGUUGCUGGUCCGCAGAAACAUCUUCACCGCACAUCAUGGCGGUGGAGAUUCCGGAGAAACCCUUUACGGGUUGACUCCUUCGUCUAGAUGGCUCUUGUAUGACUCGGAGCUCACUCUCGCUCCGAUGGUUCUCUCGGAGACAAAUCCUAUUCUAAUGGCUCCAAUGCACUAUUUCAGCCAAUGCGUCGAGCAAGGUGCCACAUGUGCCUUUGAGAAAGCGCAUGGGCGCGACAUUGUGCAAUUCUUCUCCGAAAACCUUGAGAUCAACCGAUUGUUCAACGAUGCCAUGGCGUGUACCUCUAAGAUUAUAAUGAAAGUGAUACUUGCCAAAUAUAAGGGUGGGUUUGAUGACGUGGCAAAACUGGUGGAUGUUGGUGGUGGGACAGGAACCGCGGUGGCGGAGAUUGUGAAGGCGUAUCCCAGCAUUAAGGGGAUCAACUUUGAUCUACCAUAUGUGGUUGCAACAGCGCCGGCGUACCAUGGCGUGUCACAUGUCGGAGGUGACAUGUUUGAUGAGGGCAAUAUUCCAAAUGCUGAUGCAAUUUUCAUGAAGUGGGUUUUGCACGACUGGAGCGACAGCGAUUGCAUCAAGAUAUUGAAGAACUGUCGGAAGGCAAUACCGGAGAGAAGUGGCAAGGUGAUUAUAGUGGACGUUGUUCUGGAGCCAAAUGGUGAUGGCAUGUUCGACGACACAGGCGUAGUUUUUGAUCUGCUAAUGAUUGCUCAUACCACAGGUGGAAAGGAGAGGAGCGAGAGUGAAUGGAAGAAAAUGUUGGAACAAGCAGGCUUCCCUCGCUACAAAAUCAUCAAAAUUCCAACUUUACCGUCCAUUAUCGAGGCCUACCCUGUGUGAAAAAUUAAAUCUUACCAUAGAAGCUAGCUGAAUUAAUAAGAUGUGUGGUUAUAUUA
Messenger RNA from Rosa rugosa (rugosa rose), 1274 nucleotides. RefSeq names its product (R,S)-reticuline 7-O-methyltransferase-like. Gene Ontology annotation, molecular function: S-adenosylmethionine-dependent methyltransferase activity; O-methyltransferase activity; protein dimerization activity. The transcript is spliced from 2 exons. NCBI's taxonomy places the organism in Eukaryota, Viridiplantae, Streptophyta, Magnoliopsida, Rosales, Rosaceae. The coding region runs from base 139 to 1218 and encodes 359 amino acids. Gene Ontology annotation, biological process: methylation. The record is from RefSeq and is a predicted model, not a curated record.